AUGUCAGACACGAGUAUGCAAGUUGAUACGGUGCCUUCUGAGGUACCGGCGACAAAAAAGCGCUUUGAAAUAAAAAAGUGGAAUGCUGUCGCAUUAUGGCAGUGGGACAUUGUUGUCGACAACUGUGCUAUUUGCCGUAAUCACAUCAUGGAUUUGUGCAUCGAAUGCCAGGCGAACCAGGGUGGUGCUGCUUCUGAAGAAUGCACAGUCGCUUGGGGAACUUGUAAUCAUGCAUUUCACUUCCAUUGUAUUUCGCGUUGGCUGAAUACACGAAACGUUUGUCCCCUCGACAAUCGCGAAUGGGAAUUUCAACGUUAUGGUCAUUGA
Molecule: messenger RNA, 327 nt
Organism: Schizosaccharomyces japonicus yFS275
Lineage: Eukaryota; Fungi; Ascomycota; Schizosaccharomycetes; Schizosaccharomycetales; Schizosaccharomycetaceae
Product: RING-box protein 1
Exons: 4
Coding region: 1-327 (108 amino acids)
Biological process (GO): pericentric heterochromatin formation; proteasomal protein catabolic process; protein ubiquitination
Cellular component (GO): nucleus; CLRC complex; nuclear SCF ubiquitin ligase complex
Molecular function (GO): ubiquitin protein ligase activity; zinc ion binding; histone H3K14 ubiquitin ligase activity
Source: RefSeq, a predicted model, not a curated record